Messenger RNA from Petromyzon marinus (sea lamprey), 4061 nucleotides. RefSeq names its product chloride channel CLIC like 1 (gene CLCC1). The record is from RefSeq and is a predicted model, not a curated record. Lineage: Eukaryota; Metazoa; Chordata; Hyperoartia; Petromyzontiformes; Petromyzontidae. Gene Ontology annotation, cellular component: membrane; endoplasmic reticulum. Gene Ontology annotation, molecular function: chloride channel activity.
GCUGUCGUGACUGCAGGAAUUCAUAAGGGGAGAGCUAAAUUGUAGGUCAAAAAUGACGUCAUGGCGAGCUGCAUUGUAACUCAACAAUUACUCCAUUGCGAGCUACAUUGUAUCUCGACAAUAACGUCAUUUAAAACUCCAUUGUAGCUCAACAAUGACGUCAUUGCGAGCGACAUUCCAGCUCAGCUAUGACGUCUUCGCAAGCGCCAUCGUAGCUCGACAAUGACGUAAUCGCGAGCUCCAUCGUAUCUCGACACAAUUUCAAGCUACAUCGAAGCUCAACAAUGACGUCACGGAUAAUUCCCCCCCCCCCAUCCCCAUGACGUCACGAUCUGGCUCAGCCGUACGGAGUUGUUGGGGGAUGGGGGGGCGGAAGAUGGCGAGGGCCAUGUGGCUGCUGCUGACCGCCUCGUGCGUCGUGCUGGCGUGCGCGUGCGGGGUGAGCGUGGCGGCCGAUCCUCCUUAUCCCGACGACUGGCUGGACCCCAUGGACAUGGUCAACUACAACCCCACCACGCGCACCAUGCGCCGUGGAGAUGGCAAGACGGCGGGCACCGCGCAGGCCAAGGACGAGGUGCUGCAGAAGCUCCAGGACGAGUUGCUCUCCGUGGUGGACGAGCUGUCCUCCUGCCUCGCCCAGACGAGCGCGGCGGACGAGGACAAGCGAUGCCAUAACGAACUGCACGAGUGCCGUGGGCAGCGCGCGCCGGACCCGGACAGCCGCGCCCGCUCCACGCUCACUCGCUACCUGCGCCGCCUGCUCAAGGAGAUCGCGCGCGUCGGUCAGCCCAGCGACUCGGAGCCGGAGCUGCACUACGACGGGCACUUCGAGGUGCGUCUGGAGGACAUGCACGCGCUGGCCGCCUUCACCCUCGAGUCCAACGGCGGGGCCACCGCCACCGCCAGCGGGGAGUUCCCGGCGCACGCCGUCUCGGCGCUGCUGGAGAGGGCGCCCGUGCGUCUGCGCCAGCACGACCCCCAGCGCUGGCUCUGGAGCUUCGCCAACAGCUUCGGAGUGGAGGCGGCUACCGUCGCGUGGGUGUUGGUCGCGCUGCUGGCGGUCGUGAUGAUCGUCGCCACGGAGCUGUGGUCUUACGUGUCCUGGCUGACACAGAUGUGGAGGUUCAUGCUGGUCAUCUUCUUCCUCAGCAUCCCCUGGACCUGGCUUCACCUGUACAAGGUGGCGUUUGCCGAGCGGCAGGCGCGGCUCAUCUUGAACCCCCCGCCGGCCCAGUGCACGGGCAGCGAGCCCAGGAGCUGGCUCGACAGCCUCGCAGAGUGGAGCCGCCAGACCUUCACGCUGCAAGACGACCCCUGCUUCGCCUACCACCGUGACCUCAUCGUGGACCCCUUCUUGGAGGUGCCGCCCACCAAGGCUCUGAUGGUCACGCUGGUGACGUUUGUGCUGGAGCCAGCCAAGUACUUUGGACAGGCGCUGAGCGACUUCUUGCGAGCCACCUACCGCAACCUGCCCUUGCACCUGCAGCUGCUGGCCACCGUCAUCAUCAUGACCUGCAUCGCCGGCUUGUUCUGGUGCAUGGCUCAGGGCAGGGGGCAACCCAGGGUGAGGCUGCCCAUGCUGGAGGACGAGGAGCCGCAGGGGCCCAGAGGAGCGCCUAGGCUCGGGGGCCGGCCCCCGCCCAGGCUGAGGGCGGCACCCGGGGGCAGGGCCCGGCAGCGGGAGAUCGGCGCGAGGGGCGACCCGGGGGCCCAGGCGGAGGCCGAGGAGGAGCCUCCGUUGGAUGAGGAAGAGCGACCGGACGGAGGAGGAGGUGGAGGAGGAGGAGAUCGCGUGCAGGACGUGGAGCCGCAGGGCGCCGGUGUUGACGUGGCGGUGGUAGAGGAGGUCGCCUCCGGCUUUGUGAUCGUGGGCGCGCGGCAUCUCCCGCCCACAUCGCCCGCACGGCCGCACGGAGGAGACGCGGCGAGCGAAGGCGGGGGAAUGAACGAAUCAAGCAGCGGCAGCCGCGGCUAAAGAGUGAGCAGAGAAACACGGAGGAAGAGGGGGAGAGAAAGAGAGGGGGGUGAGUGUGUUGUAUUUUGAGUGUGACACGGGAGAGAGAGGGAAAAUGGAACGAGAGCGAAUGAGGCCUGGGGAGAGUGAAUGAGAAUGAAUGAUGGUGCGGAAACAAAAGUGGGAUAUAGAGCGAGUGGCCACUAGAAAACGAAAAGGAAGAGACGAAUGAAAGAGCGAGUGUUUUAUUGAGCGCCGGUGAGUGAUAGCAAGAGGGGGGCGGCCACGGUGGAGAGAUGUUUACUACCUCGCCCAUAUCUGAUCUGCUGGGUCAGCUCAGAUUUUAUUUUUUCCCGUCAGAAAAAUGCCAACAUUUGUUUAGUUUCGGUCACGUGACCAUGACCAGGCAGCACCACCGUCCGUCACCAGGGGCGACACACUGGGUACCGUACUGACAAACCAAGCGAAAUUGUAGGACCCCAAGCGGCUCGGGGGGGGCCCGCAAGUUCAUGGAAACACAUCCAUCUCGGAGAGAGACGCAACCUUAUGACUGCCCUCCGCCUGCGGCUUCGUGAAUAAGCGAACGAGAAGCGUGAAUGCGUGUAACUCGCAAGGUAUCCCGUGAAACGAACCCACAAAGACGCGUGCGACGAGGCACGUGGGCGGGCGGGCGGGCGGGCGGGCGAGCGAGCGAGCGAGCGUAACGUACAGCUUUGAAAGCCUGCCAACGCGAUCCGCACGCGUAACUUUCGGAGCGCCCCUUAUUUUGUACUUCGAGCCGGGAGCGGUCGUGAAACCCGUCAGCCGAUAACGAGCAGCGCCGGGGGGGGGGGGGGGGGGGGGGGGGGGGGGGGGACUCCCGCGUCAGCCACGUGGCUGACGCGAGAGGUGGACUUUGGGCUCGUGACGGCACCCCCCGGCGGGCUUUGGGAGGAACGGCGUUGAGUCCACCCGCCGUUUUUUUACGCGACCGUGGCUCUGCAAUAUUUUUUCUAAAAAGAGUAAAAUGAAGAGCUGUAAUCUUUGUAAAUUUGUCUGAUUGUAUAUGUAUUGUGUGUUAAAUAAAGAGAAAUGAGCUAAAAUGACGGCGUGCGAGCGUCGUGCGGUGUAAAGUUGCGAUGGUUUAGAAAGCACAGCGAAAGCACGGAUGCAAACAAGAAUUUAAAAACGAAACCGCUUGAAGCUUUUAUUUUACCAAGUGAAGCCCACUGAACUAUCAACUCUUUUUGAGAGGCCACACAUGAUGAUAACUCGUAACGAAUUGGCAAGUUUUGUUUACGUGACACAAACCCCUUACCAAUUGGCUGCGUCGGUUGAUCUUGGUGUGGUUUAACGACUCAUAUUUACUUCGAUCUAAGUCAAAAUAUGGUGGGGGGUGGUGUCGUUAGUGGAGCGAUCUUAACUCGCUGCCGAGCCGCGGUGAGUACUCGCGUGAAUGUGCCGUUAAACCCGCUACCACCACCCGACACAGCCUAUUAGUAAGGGGGUUUGUGUCGCGUUAACAAAACUUGCCAAUUCGUUGCUAGUACAGCACGUCGGUUGUGUGUUUGAGAGUACUCGGAUUUGAGAUGUUGUGGCUUUACACUCCAACACACAAGCGAUUAGUCCUGUACCGGUAACGAAUUGCCCACGUUUCGUUGACGUGACACGAACUCCCUUACUAACCGGCGGUGUCAGGAGGUGGUGGCGGGUUUAAUGACACAUUCACGCGAUCUGACCCAACGGCAGCCUCGCGGGUAAUAUUGGUAGCGAAAGCCUCCUACUACUACUACUCGUGUUAAAGUGCCACGCUUGUAAUAGGUUCCUCUUAAUAGUUCGGUAAGAUCGGGAUUGUAAAUAUGGGGAGUGGGUGGUGUCGUUAGUGGAGUGAUCUCAACUUGCUGCCGAGAGGCGGUGAAUACGGAUCGAGUCAUCCCACCCCACCAGCCAAUCGGUAGCCAGGAAUUCAUAAACAAGAAGCUAUUUUAAACACGUAAUAUUAGUCUUUCGCGACCGAUAUCCAUAAUAGAGGGGGGGGGGGUUUGUGUUAGAUUACGUAAAUAUAUAUGGGUGCUUCCAUAAGAAUUUUUUUUGGGGUUACAGAAUGUAAAUAUAGAUCGAUAUAUAU